Messenger RNA from Chelonus insularis, 1746 nucleotides. It is a transcript of the gene Xbp1, whose product is annotated as X box binding protein 1. The record is from RefSeq and is a predicted model, not a curated record. Gene Ontology annotation, cellular component: nucleus. Gene Ontology annotation, molecular function: DNA-binding transcription factor activity, RNA polymerase II-specific; RNA polymerase II transcription regulatory region sequence-specific DNA binding. Lineage: Eukaryota; Metazoa; Arthropoda; Insecta; Hymenoptera; Braconidae. Gene Ontology annotation, biological process: regulation of DNA-templated transcription.
UAUUACUCACCAGGAUGGUUAGUAUGUUGUGGUAUGUUAGAAAUGUUGCAUCAGGUUCGAAGUUGAAAUGAGAGAUUCAAAGAAUAUAUGAUAGCAUUUGUUCUCCAGCUAUUGAGGAGUCUAGACAUAUGAAACAUCUGUGAAUAAAAGUAAAUUCAAAUUUACAAAUAUAUUUUAUUGAAUGAAUGUGACAUUGUUCUUAAAGUUGGAUUAAUAAAAAUUUGUGUCGCAAUAGAGUAUGAGCUCAUUGAGAAGUGUCAUUAUCACAUUGCCUAAAGGCAUUCAAAAAACACCCAUAAUUAGUUCUAAAAACGAUUUGAUCAAAUCAACAAAUAACGUUAAUUUUUCAACAUCUAUUUUAUCAACAACUAAACCCAAGGCUGAAGACGAAAAAAUGCAGUCUUGUGGGAUUAAAGACACACAAAGUGAGCUCAAUAAACCAGAUGGUUGGUUGCGAGGUAAAAAGAGGCGAUUGGAUCAUCUGACGUGGGAAGAAAAGCUUCAAAGGAAAAAGUUGAAAAACAGAGUAGCUGCUCAAACAUCACGAGACCGCAAAAAGGCUAAGCUAGAUGAGCUAGAGGACACAGUUCGAGUUUUAACAGACAGAAAUACAUUUUUGACCCAGGAAUGUGCUAUGUUGCGAGCUCAAAACGAGGCUUUGAUACAGGAAACGAAGAAACUAAAAGGACAACGAGAAGAGAAUUCAACAGAAGAAAGGGUUUGUUCAAUGUGUCGGGGUCGUGUCGGUUGUGUUGCAUCCUCACUGGGAUCAGCCGUAUCUCCUAACCCUCUGCCGCAGGGUGGGGCAACUCAACUGGCACUGUCCCUAACACCGACAGCAAGUCGAGAUUCUGUUGAAGAUCUUGACUCUCUACCUCCUCUGGAGGAACUCUUCGGCGAUAUCCAAAGUGAUGGAUACAUCGAACGACUCGAAGAACUUGCAGAAAGCCUUUUGCGAGAAGUUACCUCUGAAGUGGAAGCUUAUUCUAACAAAUCAAAUGAACAGAAGUCCAUCAAGAAAGAUUCCUUUGAAGAAUUUAAUGAUCCAAAAAGAGUGGUGGGGAAGACAUCAAAAGAUGUGGAAACCAGUGCAACCAGUCGAAGCCUGAAUCCUUGCCAAGGAUCGAAUGCAGUGUCACAACACACAACAUCGUCAACAAAUCCAACGGGAUCGUUCAAGAGUGAAAUUGAAGUAAAACAAGAACCUAUAGUCAAUGAUCUGGACACAGUCUACGGAACAUACGAUGAAGCCACUAAUUGCAUAACUAUUAUUUAUCCGGGUGAAGAUGAUGGUGUAAGAAUACAAGAAUGUGUUCAAGAAAUCAUUAGUGAAGAUAACUUGACACCUAGUUAUUCAUAUAAGGAUCAUCUUUCACCAGCUUACACUCUUGCAGAUUCUAUGUCACCAUCAAGCUUUCAUUCAGAUGACUCUGAUGUUAGUUCUUACAAAUUUGAAUCUAAUUUGUCCGAUUGUGGUUAUGAAUCUCAUGAUUCAAUUCAAACUAGUAAAAGUACUAGUACACCAGCACUUACUGAUUUAUGGCAUGAAAGUUUUUCUGAACUGUUUCCCAGUCUUGCCUGAUAAAGAUAAAUACUUAAUUAUCCAAAUCAAAUGAAUACGUACUUAUAGAUGUUUUCUUUUGUUAUAUUGGACAUUGGAGAAGUUAAUUCUUGCACUGUUGAAAGUCCCCCUCCCCCCUGUAUAUAGAAAUAAAAUAUUUCAUAUAUUUUUAUAAUCACACAAAA